CGGCGGCUGCGUGUUUCCGGAAGACGUGGCGGCUCGGGCCCGGGCAGCGUCGCCGAGGCUCUUCUCUGGACUAGGCUUCGCAGCGUGGGCCCCGAGGCACCGCGGUUCUCGCCGCCGCCGCCGCCAUGAUUUCCCUCACGGAUACCCAGAAAAUUGGCAUGGGCUUAACAGGAUUUGGAGUGUUUUUCCUGUUCUUUGGAAUGAUUCUCUUUUUUGACAAAGCACUGCUGGCAAUUGGAAAUGUUCUGUUUGUGGCUGGUUUGGCUUUUGUAAUUGGUCUAGAAAGAACAUUCAGAUUCUUCUUCCAGAAGCACAAAGUGAAAGCCACUGGAUUUUUCCUGGGUGGUGUGUUCGUGGUCCUUAUUGGUUGGCCUUUGAUAGGCAUGAUCUUCGAAAUUUACGGAUUCUUUCUCUUGUUCAGGGGCUUUUUCCCAGUGGUGGUUGGCUUUAUCAGAAGAGUGCCUGUCCUUGGAUCCCUCCUGAAUCUCCCUGGAAUCAGAUCAUUCGUAGACAAGGUCGGAGAAAGCAACAAUAUGGUAUAACAACGAGGGAACUGAAGAAUUUAAAUACUGUAUUAUUUAUAAAACCCUUUUGAAGAAUAUUCAGCACAAAGUUAAAUUUCACGAACUAGCGUAUAAAGUUCCUUACAGAAGUUUAAAACGUACGCCCUCCAAAGUCCCGACAGCUGUGGCAGAAGCGGCAGCAGGCUCGUGAGGUCUGAGACCCGAACGAAGAUGGAGAGGGCGCAGCCUAUUGCAACGCUUAGUGACUUCAGACGGCUGUCUCUUAGUCUUGCUGCAACGUGUGAGACGGUCGUUCGUAGACAACCAUGGUGUCUGUUACUGUUUUUUAGAAGAUUCAGGAACACCACUAGGCAUUUGAUUUUUUUUUUUAUGAUGUCCAUUGUGAUGGCCCAGAUCUAUCUAGGUGUGCUGGGUUUCUAAUGAUGCCUGGAUUGAUUGGAUUAUGUCGUCUCCAUGUAUCAGCCCAAGGAAGCCCAGUUUCAUGUGUGAAUCACUUUUUUUGUAAACAUGGAUAAAAUAAGACUUUUGUGGUCCUUUUGAAUCUUAAUAUUUUGGAGCCAGAUAAAAAUAUGAACUAGUCUUUUUUUAAAUACACAGAGGUCAUUCUGAGCUGUUACUUCCUUAAUCAUAGCUGACCACAUUCUUUCUUGACUCCAUAACACUCCGGAAGCUCAGAUCUCUCAAGUGUGGCCUGGAUGUGUUCAUACGAUCUGUCCCAUGCAGAAGCUGAGCAGAGAGCAUUCUGACCAUGGAGUAGUCUGCUACAGAGACUAUUGGAAUCAGUUUUGGGGAUCCUAAGUGACACACACCACAUGCAUCGUCCCAUGCCAUGAUGUAGUUUUUCUUGUUGGGUUCAUAAUGAAAUUCGGCCAUAGUUUCUCACCUUGUUUUCAUGACUUACAGUGACCUUGAAGGUGUGUAACAUGUGAAAGGUUUAUUCUGUGACUGUGAGAAGGGCUGAUUAUUUAAUCUCGAUUUUUCCUCUUAUUUUCAGCUUUGUUGUAAUAUCCAAAAAUCAGCAUGCACCGUAUCUGCUUCCCUUGCUGUUCUGCACCUGAGUUAGGAAGGAAGACGCCCUGUUGACAUGUAAAAGCUCGCUCUUUAUAACUAAACCGGCUGUAGCUUCUCCUAACCACCAUGCUGGGGAAGCAUGCUGUUCCCAUCUGUGGCCAGUUCCCCACAGGGACAAUGAUGAUUUCCUUCCUCGCCUGAGGUGUUGGCUUUCCUGUGGGACAUAGGAGCCCUUGGUCAGACACAGCACGAUUUGUCUUACUGAUGAUUGCACUGUUUAUUUGUAACAGUCUCUAAGCUUUUUAAUGCACAAAGUCAUAAUGGAAAUUGUAUUUAUUUACAGACCAUUUCUACAGGACAUUACAAUGUUGUUUUCACUUAAAUCUCUCAGUGCCAGGAGAAUCCCCAGCCUUGCCCAUCUACGGAAGGAAGGAAGGAAGGACUGGUUCGUAGUGGGAUGGUUCGUUCUUGUGGAUUACUGUCGUGUUUGGUACUUGCAUCCAACUCUGGUGUAACCUGUGAAAACUCGAUAAGUGGAGAAUCCUACCUCAAUAGCUCAUGGGAUAAUAAAAGACCUGGCGUUGUGUCUGAUGUUCCUCAAAAAGUCAUAUCUUUCCUGAAGUGUCAGUGCUGUGCUUUGAGAACUGGCCCGUGUAAGGUGCCCUGUAGAUUUAUAAUAGGCUUUGGCCUCUAUGAUUGACAGGGGCUAGAUAUCAUGCCUGUUAGAGCAAGAGUCUGCCAUUUAACUCCUUUGUAGACAUGACCCUAUCAAAGUGGCUUUUGCACUACAGCAAGCAUCCCCUUUCAGCAGCCUGAUUUCAGAAAACACUGGACCUGAGAAGACACGAGAAGUUCUAGUCCUCAGAAAGGCAGAGGGCUGAGGUGGCUUUCAGUUUGGAGUGAAUCUUCAGUGGACCUGGGACUGCUUGGCAACGCUGUUUUUCAGUCAGAACCAUGAGGCUCUGUUUUUAAACAAAGCAGCCCUCAGACUUCUGGAAGCCCUAUUGUAAGUUCCCACAACCCUACUCCCUUCUGAAAUGAGCCUUCUGUCUUUAACAGAAAACAAGCAAACAGAAAACAUACUUUGAUUAUUCCCCCAAGAUGGAGGACAAGGUCCAGUACUCAGCCUUAAGUGUUUCUGUCAUGUUCAAAUGUAUCUUCUGUAACAGAAACAGACUUCAAUGUUUCCUUUCCCUUAGAAUUCUCUGGAAUUCAGCUGCUUUAGAAGUCUCAUGGUCAAAUUAUAUACUCUAACAAUGGCAUAUUGUAAAUACAUUUGUCUUACCUCAAUAAAAGGGUACUUUUCUAUUCA
Rattus rattus (black rat) is the source of this 2847-nucleotide messenger RNA. RefSeq names its product golgi transport 1B (gene Golt1b). The coding region runs from base 126 to 542 and encodes 138 amino acids. Gene Ontology annotation, cellular component: membrane; endoplasmic reticulum. The record is from RefSeq and is a predicted model, not a curated record. NCBI's taxonomy places the organism in Eukaryota, Metazoa, Chordata, Mammalia, Rodentia, Muridae. The transcript has 5 exons. Gene Ontology annotation, biological process: endoplasmic reticulum to Golgi vesicle-mediated transport; retrograde transport, endosome to Golgi.